Molecule: messenger RNA, 1530 nt
Organism: Penicillium subrubescens
Lineage: Eukaryota; Fungi; Ascomycota; Eurotiomycetes; Eurotiales; Aspergillaceae
Gene: pigc
Product: phosphatidylinositol N-acetylglucosaminyltransferase
Exons: 2
Coding region: 1-1530 (509 amino acids)
Biological process (GO): GPI anchor biosynthetic process
Cellular component (GO): glycosylphosphatidylinositol-N-acetylglucosaminyltransferase (GPI-GnT) complex; membrane
Source: RefSeq, a predicted model, not a curated record
AUGACUCCAUCACCAUCAUCGCUAUCGCCAAUUCCCCCGCCCAUCCCCGUCGACACGCAUCCCAAUCGAGCCCCAGGAUCCAGGCCUCCUGAGCAAGACCGCAUUCCGGACCCCGAUCGCCUGGCGCCGGAGGACGCUUAUUUUGCGCCGUCCUUGUCCCGGGUGCGAUCGGCCCCCGCAAAUUAUGAAGAAAGCCUGCGCUCUUUGAAUGGUGAUGCCUCGGGUGUUGCGACGUUGCGGCCGCCGCGGGGGACGCUUGGCGUGGAUUUGACUCGCAAGGACGGGAGGAAAUUGGGUGCCGCUGGACCACGCCGAAGGCGAAAGGGUGCCUGGAAGAAGCUGUUAUGGGUGAAACAGUCGUAUCCGGACAACUACACCGAUACCGAAACGUUCUUGGACCAUCUACAACGAAAUCCUCGAGUCCGACCCUAUGACUUCUGGCCUCUUGUCUCUGACUCUACGGUCAUUGUCCAACAUGUCUGCUCAGUCGUCAUCUUUGUUUGCUGUUUUGUCGGUAUCGUUCAGGACCGGGUGAGCCCCGUGUCGAUUGUCUGCUGGGGUAGCGUUGGUACCGCCAUGGGCUGGAUUUUGUGGGACAAUUGGAUUUGGCGAGAGCAAGCGGAGCUUGCGCAGAGCCUCAAUGCUGCGAGUGGCGGCGAUGACGAGUCCAGUUCGAGCUCCAUGACCAGUGCGCCCAACCCAUCCGGCAAUGACCAAGGGCCAAAUGGCACGAAAGGAAGUCCAAUUCAUGGCCUUGGCCUGACGAUGUCUACAAAUGAGUCCAAAGAGCAAAUAUCACAACUGACUGCUGAAAUUCAUGGCAGUCUUGAAGGGAUUGGGGAUCCGGCACUGCGCCUUGGACCCUCCUCUGCCACCCCCAGUAUUGCCCUCGGUAGUACCGAUGCACAAGAUACCGAACGGGCAUCGCUUUUCUCAUCACGCAAUCGCCAGCGUCUAUCGACUGUCAAGUCGGCAUUCCUAAUCUACUUUUCCUUGUUGGGUCUCAGUCCCAUUCUGAAAUCACUCACAAAGUCUACCGCCAGCGACUCAAUCUGGGCUUUGAGUUGCUGGCUUUUAAUCAUGAACAUAUUCUCCUUCGAUUAUGGAAGCGGAGAGGGCGCGGGCGCCACAACCAAGUUUCCGGCUUCUCUUUCUACCAAUGCCGCGGUGAUGGCAUCCACGGUGCUUGCCUCUCGGUUGCCUUCGACUACGCACGUGUUUAGCCUGAUGCUGUUCUCCAUGGAAGUAUUCGGGUUGUUCCCAAUCUUUCGCCGUCAGCUCCGACAAAUAUCCUGGACUGGCCAUGUGAUACUUACACUUGCCCUGGUCAUCAUUGCAGGCGGGGCUGUUGGCACGACACUUGGUGGUGGCUGGGCUUCCGCUGUCAUCGGAUCUUUCCUUGGAAGCGUCUUGACUGCCUUCUCCAUGGGCGGGUGCAGCUGGUGGCUGAUCAGUCUGCAGAAGUACAAGAAUGUGGUCAUCGGUCCUUGGGAUCCAGCACGUCCUAUCAUUCGACGACAUUGGAACUAA